CAACAGUGCUCAGUACCACUCUGACAACCGUGGGGGAUACACCGUUGCGCUGUUCUCCGUCUAAACGCGUGUCUAACCUAACCUUGAAAGCGUUUGUGUGUAUGUAGCGAGAUGUGUAAUGUUACAAUAGUGUGUAGAAGCUCCUACGACCUGGUAAACGGGUCUGAGGUGUAGUCUAUAAGUUAACUUAUUUGAUUAUAGUUUUAUAUAUGAUUUUAGUGAAGAAGUUGUUAUUGAUGAAUAUCAGUGCUCCAUGCAGAGAGUCCGGACUCUAUACCUUUUGGGCAGCGAUGGGAGCCCCAGAACACGAGCACAACCCAGUCAAACUUACUAAGUUUAAGAAAAUGGCUUCGUCUUCAGAGCUGGAUAAGUGUGAGGAGAAGGAGGUCUCUAAGAUCACUCUAGACUCCUCCAAGAUCACUCUACCUGGUGCUGGCGAGGACUCCUCCAAGAUCACUCUACCAGGUGCUGGCGAGGACUCCUCCAAGAUCACACUACCAGGUGCUGGCGAGGACUCCUCCAAGACCACACUACCAGGACUACCAGGUGCUGGCGUGGACUCCAAGAUCACACUAGACUCCUCCAAGAUCACACUACCAGGUGCUGGCGAUAACAGCCUGCUGGCUCUCCACGGACCUGAAGAACACAAUAGCGAGGGUCCGACAGGAAAUAGCAAGGAAGGUGAAGCCAGGAAUUUGAAGGGUGGCGAUUUGGAGUGCGUUGGAGAGGCAGUGCCAGUGUUGGAGUGCGUUGGAGAGGCAGCACCAGUGUUGGAGUGCGUUGGAGAGGCAGCACCAGUGUUGGAGUGCGUUGGUGAGGCAGCACCAGUGUUGGAGUGCGUUGGAGAGGCAGCACCAGUGUUGGAGUGCGUUGGAGAGGCAGCACCAGUGUUGGAGUGCGUUGAAGAGACAGCACCAGUGUUGGAGUACGUUGGAGACAAAGUACCAGUGUUGGAGUGCGUUGGAGAGACAGUCCCAGUGUUGGAAUGCGUUGGAGAGGCAGCCCCAGUGUUGGAGUGCGUUGGAGAGGCAACACCAGUGUUGGAGUGCGUUGGUGAGACAGUCCCACUGUUGGAGUACGUUGGAGAGACAGCACCAGUGUUGGAGUGCGUUGGAGAGACAACACCAGUGUUGGAGUGCGUUGGUGAGACAGUCCCAGUGUUGGAGUGCGUUGGUGAGACAGUCCCAGUGUUGGAGUGCGUUGGAGAGACAGCCCCAGUAUUGGAGUGCGUUGGUGAGACAGUCCCAGUGUUGGAGUGCGUUGGUGAGACAGUCCCAGUGUUGGAGUGCGUUGGAGAGACAGCCCCAGUGUUGGAGUGCGUUGGAGAGACAGUCCCAGUGUUGGAGUGCGUUGGAGAGACAGCCCCAGUAUUGGAGUGCGUCGGAGAGAGGCAGCCAUCAGUGCAAUGCGUUGCCGAGACGAACAAGAAUUGCCCCGAAGUAGAGUGCGUCGUUGAGGCCAUCAGUGCGCCAGAGUGCGUGAGUGUGAGAGACAAAGAGGGCCCAAGCAACGCACAGAGUACUACCGCGGACUCUGCACCAGGAAGCAGCAACAGCAGCAGCAGCAGCAGCAGCAACAGUAGCAGCAGCAGUAGCAAGUGCGGACUAACAGCUCCCCGCAGCAAGGAGUGUGGAAAUACAAUACUGGAGAGUGUGAAUGAGUGUAGCGGCGCCACAGGUAUCAGCCACACCGUUAGCGAAGGCUUACAGGCAUCACGGCCAACAGGAACAUGUUUUAAUACGAGUUACAAGGACAUGAGUGACGCUGAGGCUCCGUUGUCUGAUGGCACCACUCUCACUCAAGCAGGAACUCUCACUGAGUGUCACAGUAGUGAGGAUCAGGACUCUCUGGACCUGAGUGAUGUCGAGGGGUCGAGUCCAGCCUCGCCGCUGGAUCUCUCGGAUUUACUACGUAUUAGUGAAGAUGUUUUGGCCCAUAAUCCAAGCAAGACUCUUAAUCUCCUGCAGGUAAGUUGCCACAACUGUUGUCACGCUCGGCUUGUCAACCCAAGGCCAGUGGCUGUUGUUUGGUACACUUGUGUGUGUGAGAGAUAUAUGUAAGUAUAUAUCAUAUAUGAA
This is a messenger RNA of Procambarus clarkii (red swamp crayfish), 2078 nucleotides long. NCBI's taxonomy places the organism in Eukaryota, Metazoa, Arthropoda, Malacostraca, Decapoda, Cambaridae. The record is from RefSeq and is a predicted model, not a curated record.